AUGCGCAUCGCACAUUGGCUUGGUCGCUACUCCUCCUCUAAGGGCUUGACACAUGGCAAAUUUCUACAGGGGCAACGUGGUUGGCUUGUAGAACGUCAUCUAUACAACCACCACCUCAGAUCUAAGGUUUUACCGGGUGAAGAACAUAUAUGUUGGUUUGAAAGGCUGAAGAACAAAUCUGAUGGUUUUAACGGCGCUAGUGUUUCAGCCAACGUAACUACAUGCAUGAAUCAAGAGGUCACCAAUGGAGCCUCGAAAUCCAAAAAGAAUUCCAAAAAACCCGAAUAUUCUAGGUUUACACAGCAAGAACUUCCCGCCUGGAAACCAAUCCUAACCCCAGGAUGGGUGAUCACAUCGUUUCUAGCAAUCGCCAUGCUGUUCAUCCCCAUCGGUCUUGUCUCUCUGUUUGCAUCAGAACGUGUGGUGGAAAUUGUGUAUCGCUAUGAUCAAGAUUGUGUCCCUGAAAUUUAUCGAGGCAAUGUGACUUCAUAUAUUCAAAACCCCCUCACUAACAAAACAUGCAUCAAGAAUGUCACUGUACCAAAGAAAAUGGAAGCCCCUAUCUUUGUGUAUUAUCAGCUCGACAACUUCUAUCAAAACCAUCGUAGAUAUGUGAAAAGUAGAAGUGACAAACAACUACGUAGUGGAGAAGAUGAUUUUUCAACAAAAGGAUGUGAGCCUGAAGCUAAAUCGAACAAAGUUUUAAACAUUAACAAGAAGGGCAUUGCAUGGAAAAGUGACACAAAGGUCAAAUUCGGGUCAAAUGUGUAUCCAAAAAAUUUUCAAUCCGGAGGUUUGAUUGGUGGUGGAAAGCUCAACCAAAGCAUACCUUUGAGUGAGCAAGAGGAUCUAAUAGUAUGGAUGAGGACUGCAGCAUUGCCUACUUUUAGAAAGCUUUAUGGGAAAAUAAGUGUGGAUCUUGAAGCUCAUGAGACAAUAACUGUUGUUUUGGAGAACAAUUAUAAUACGUAUAGUUUUCGGGGACAAAAGAAGCUUGUUUUAUCAACAACAAGUUGGAUUGGUGGAAAAAAUGAUUUUCUUGGAAUUGCUUAUCUUACAGUUGGUGGGAUUUGCUUGUUCAUGGCACUAAACUUCAUCCUUCUCUAUGUUUUUAAACCCCGGCCUCUUGGGGAUCCAUCCUACUUGUCAUGGAAUAGGAAUUCAAGUAGGCAUUGAAUUAGGUGGUUUGUUUAACUUUUUUUUUUUUUUCCCUUUUUUAAAAUAUGUGGAGUUUAUAGGUAUUAACAUGAAGUUGUGUUCAUAGUUAUGUUUCUAUCUACCUUACCUUGAAUCAAUGAGAUCAACUAAUGUUGAAUAUAAUGUUGGCAAAGAAAGUCGAUAACACUUUAACAUAUAUGA
Messenger RNA from Lactuca virosa, 1359 nucleotides. NCBI's taxonomy places the organism in Eukaryota, Viridiplantae, Streptophyta, Magnoliopsida, Asterales, Asteraceae. The record is from the annotation of a GenBank genome assembly.